This is a messenger RNA of Xiphophorus maculatus (southern platyfish), 21254 nucleotides long. RefSeq names its product obscurin, cytoskeletal calmodulin and titin-interacting RhoGEF (gene obscnb). Lineage: Eukaryota; Metazoa; Chordata; Actinopteri; Cyprinodontiformes; Poeciliidae. The record is from RefSeq and is a predicted model, not a curated record. Gene Ontology annotation, molecular function: guanyl-nucleotide exchange factor activity; protein binding. The transcript has 84 exons. Bases 236 to 20086 code for a protein of 6616 amino acids.
GAAGAAAAGAAAAAGGAGUCUAGUCAACCGCCCACCACAGGAGACUGGGGGACUUCCAUCUUUCUGGAUUUACUAUCAUUUCAGGGAUAUUUGUGCACAAAGAAGACCAAACAUUUUUUGGGUGGGAUUACUAAACUCGGAGCUGGUCCUUAAUCUGGAAAUUUUAGUAACAGCCAAUAGUCACAUGACUCAGCUGCUGAUUUACCUGAGAGGUUGAAGACUCUAAGAAGUAAAAAUGGAUCAAAACCUGUUUGGAGGAGCCCCCAGGUUUCUCACCCGCCCUAAAGCCUUCACAGUGGGUGUGGGCAAGGAUGCUACACUCAGCUGCACUGUUGUUGGCAAGCCAACUCCAGUAAUCACCUGGGAAAAGGACAAGCUCAAGCUUUCGUCUGGGGGCCGCUUUAAAACUGUGGAAGAUGGAGACAUUUACCGUUUGACUAUAUAUGACCUCACGCUGGAGGACAGUGGUCAGUACAUGUGUCGAGCCAAAAACAACAUCGGGGAAGCUUAUGCUGCUGUGACCCUGAAGGUGGCCCUCCAAAUGGAGAUGUCUCAGAGGGCCCCCGUUUUCAUGGUGAAGCCCACUUCCACACGAGUGGCUUUAGGAGGAGAUGUUGUUUUCCACUGCCGGGUUGUGGCUCACCCUGAGGCCACCUUUGAGUGGGAGAAGGACGGGCGCUAUCUAGGUGAAACAAACCGCAUCAAAAUUAUGUCAGACAGCGAAAGCAGCACCUUAAAGAUUCAAGGUGUGCGCAACCUGGACAGCGGCACGUACAUCUGCAGGGCCCAGAACUCUGUGGGCCGCUCCCAGGCUGCUGCAGCUCUUGUGGUGGAUACUCAGGAUGCUCGCUACAUGUCUGCAGACAAGAGUACCUCUCUCCUCUCCCACAUGCAAAAGCGCAAAGAGGAAAUGAAGAAGGACAUCUCCAUCUUUCACACAGAGGAAAACAGCUCCCUCUCCAAAGCCAACAUGACCGAUGCCCUGAGUUCCCUGAGCCUGGAGCAGGAGCUGAGGGCGUCUGCGCUGGCCAGUCUACCUAAAGGUGUUUUCACCCGCACUUGCACUGUUACUGAGGGUAAACAUGCAAAACUCAGUUGCUUUGUGACGGGUCACCCCAAACCACACAUUAUCUGGAGGAAGGACGGAACUAACAUCAGUGAGGGUCGCAGGCACGUCAUUUAUGAGGAUCAAGCUGAGAACUUCAUCCUCAAGAUCCUGUACUGCAAGCAGAGUGAUAAUGGUCUCUAUACAUGCAAUGCCACCAAUAUGGCCGGCCAGACCUACAGUGCUGUACUGGUUACAGUCAAAGAGCCAAAGGUGCCAUUCAAGAGGAAACUUCAGGAUGUGGAGGUACAAGAAAAGACCUCAGCCACACUCAUGUGUGAGGUGCCACUCAUCGCCACUCAGACCGACUGGUUCAUGGAGGAAACUAGGCUGGAGCAAAACACCAAAUAUCGCUUGGACGAGGAUGGGACUCUACGUCGCCUUACCAUACAUAAUGUCACCACUAAUGACGAUGGGGUUUAUAUCUGCGAGAUGAAAGAGGGCAGCCGCACUGUGGCUGAGCUCACUGUCCUGGGUAAUAUCACAAAGAAGCUUCCUCGGAGGACCAUCGUUCCAGUCAGUGACACCGUCAUCUUUUGUGUUGAGCUGGAGCAUCCUUGUCCAGAUGCCUACUGGACUCGCAAUGGCGAGAAACUGAAGGAAGAUUCUCGUACUUCAAUUGCCUGUGUUCUUAGACAGUACACAUUAACAAUUAAAGAUUGCCAGGCAAAUGAUUCUGGAGAGGUGGCCUUUGUGGCUGGAGAUUGUAAGACUUCAACACGAUUCUCUGUCACUGCUCCCAGGAAGCAUCCUCCUGAUCCCCCAGUCGAUGCUGUGGUACAGAACAAGACUGACUCGUCCAUCACCAUUCAUUGGUCUCCCCCUGACAGUGACCGUCCCGUACCCAUUAAAGGAUACAUCGUGGAGAGGAGGAAGGUUGGUGCUUCUACCUGGCAGAGAUGCAAUGCUGGAGAAAUCCUCACAGCCACAGAGAUCACCAUAAGCAGUUUUUCAGAGGAAGCUAGCUACCAGUUCCGUAUUUCUGCCACAAAUGAUUUUGGCCAGAGUCCCUUUCUGGAAGUACCUGGCAGCUUCUACCUUGAACCCACUGCAGAAAUCAGGAAGGGCCUAAUGAACAGCUCUGCAGUCUCUGGAGAGGAAUUCUCCAUCUCUGUGGAGUUGUCGGCUGUUUGUUCAGGCUUCUGGUCCCUAAAUGGACGCCUCCUGCGGAGUGGAUCAGAAUAUCUUAUCACCAAAUCUAAGAACAUUCACACAUUGCUCAUUCGAGUCGUGACCAUGGAAAUGAAUGGAACCGAAAUCAAGUUUGUAGGUGGAGGUUCUCAGAGCAGUUGCAUCCUAUCUGUGAAGGCACCCCCUAUCAGGUUCACCAACAAGUCCGACCAUCCAGAGGUUGUAACCUGCAGCGUCCAAGAGACGGCUCAACUGAGUGCUGAAGUGUCAGACUAUGAAACUCAGGUGGCUUGGAUGAAGAAUGGGCGAGAGGUGAAAAUGGGGAAGAAGUAUGAAUCCAUUAUAAGAGAUCGUAAGAGAAUCCUGAUGGUUCACAAUGUUACAGAGGAAGAUGUGGGUCUUUAUGAGUGUGUCUUAUCCGAGGAUAGGAUGUCAAUUCAACUGACACUGAAAGAUGAGCCUGCCAAAUUUCUCAAUAAAGCCAGAGGCCCCAUGGGAUUGUCAUCAUCCCUUAAAGGAGAUCUUGAGUUGACCUGUGAGGUGUCUUCUGCAAGUGCUGUUGUUGUAUGGAAAAAAGAUAAAGUUGAAAUUAGUGAGGACCAAAGAACAACUAUCAUCUCCAAAGGGACCCAAAGGAAACUUAUUAUUAAAAGUGCCAAGAAAAAUGAUGAAGGAUAUUAUUCUUGUGAGACAGCAGCUGAUAAAGUCACAUUCCAUGUCAAGAUAAAAGAACCCCAAGCAGUAGCUGCAUUCUCUAAUAAAGAGUCAAUUCAGAGGGAUGUCAAAGCCGUCCUCAGCCAGAAAUCAACACUUAGCUGUGAUGUGUCAGACACUAAGAUGGAGGUGAAAUGGUACAAAGAUGGAAAGUUGCUGGAGUCAAGUAAGAGAAUAUGCUUGGAGGCCAAGGAGAGCACCCGUCAGCUGGUGAUUGAAAACAUCGAGAAGACUGAUGCUGGAGAGUAUACCUGUGAAGCUGGAGGGGAUAAACUGGUCUUCAAGAUAACUGUAUCAGAGGCUCUGUCUGCUUUCUGCAACAAGGAGUUAGUACAGAGGGAGGUGAAAGCCACUCUCUCACAGAAAACCACCCUCAGCUGUGAGGUAGCGGACAGGAAGACAGAGGUGAAAUGGUACAAAGAUGGCAAACUCCUGACUUCCAGCAAAACGGUUCAAACUGAAUCAAAAGGCAAGAGCCGCCAGCUGGUGAUUGACAGCGUGGAGAAGAAAGAUGCAGGAGAAUACACCUGUGAGACUGGGUCUGAAAAGAUGAGUUUUAAGAUCAAUGUGGCAGAGGCCCAGUCAGCCUUCUUCAACAAGGAGUCAGUCCAGAAGGAUGUCAAAGCCACUGUGUCUCAGAAAGCUACGCUUAGCUGUGAGGUGUCUGAUACCAAGACAGAGGUUAAAUGGUACAAAGAUGGCAAGCUGCUCACUUCUAGUAAGACGGUACAUACAGAGUCAAAAGGCAGAAGUCGGCAGGUUGUGAUAGAGAGCCUGGAGAAGAAAGAUGCUGGAGAGUACAUCUGUGAGGCUGGUGCGGAAAAGCUUUCCUUCAAACUCCAAGUGGAAGACGUGCAGGCCCAGUCUGCCUUCUACAAAAAGGAUUCUGUGCAGAAUGAAGUGAAAGCCACUCUUUCCCAGAAGGCCACUCUGAGUUGUGAGGUUGCUGACAGUAAGACAGAGGUGAAAUGGCACAAAGAUGGUAAGCUGCUCACUUCAUCCAAAACAAUCCACACCGAAUCAAAAGGCAAGAUUCGCCAACUGGUGAUUGAAAGCGUGGAAAGAAAAGAUGCAGGAGAGUAUAUUUGUGAGGCUGGGUCUGAAAAGCUGGCCUUUAAGUUGCAUGUUGAAGAGACCCAGCUUAAGUCAGUCUUCUUCAACAAGGAGUCUGUCCAAACGGAGGUGAAAGCCACUCUGUCGCAGAAAGCCUCUCUGAGCUGUGAGGUUGCUGACAGCAAGACAGAGGUGAAAUGGUACAAAGAUGGUAAGCUGCUCACUUCAUCCAAAACAAUCCACACCGAAUCAAAGGGCAAGAUUCGCCAGCUGAUGAUUGAAAGCGUGGAAAGAAAAGAUGCAGGAGAGUAUAUUUGUGAGGCUGGGUCUGAAAAGCUGGCCUUUAAGAUGCAUGUUGAAGAGACCCAGCUUAAGUCAGUCUUCUUCAACAAGGAGUCUGUCCAAAAGGAGGUGAAAGCCACUCUGUCGCAGAAAGCCUCUCUGAGCUGUGAGGUUGCUGAUGCAAAGACAGAGGUGAAAUGGUACAAGGAUGGUAAGCUGCUGAAAUCCAGCAAAACCAUACAUACUGAGUCAAAGGGCAAGAGUCGUCAGCUGAUGAUUGACAGUGUAGAGAGGAAGGAUGCUGGAGAGUACAUCUGUGAGGCCGGGACUGAGAAACUGGCUUUUAAGAUUCAUGUGGCAGAAACUACAACUGGCUUCUCUAGUAAGGAAUCAGUUCAGAGAGAAGUGAAAGCUGCUCUCUCUCAGAAAGCCACUCUAAGUUGUGAAGUUUUAGACUCCAAAAUGGAGGUGAAAUGGUUAAAGGAUGGAAAGGUUCUCACUUCGAGUAAGGGGAUCCACAUGGAAUCAAAGGGCAAGACCCGUGAGCUGGUAAUAGACAGAAUGGAGAAGAAAGAUGCUGGAGAAUAUACCUGUGAAGCUGGAGGCGAUAAGCUGGUAUUCAAGCUGCAAUUGACAGACAUAGCUGUGAAGUUUAAGAAGCCUACCAAGGAUACAUUUAUUGUUGAAGCAAGUGAAAAAGUUGUUUUAACGGCUGAAAUGACCACAGAAGGUGGUAAUGUGAAGUGGUUCAGAGAUGGCGUGGAGAUAAAAGAGAGCAGCAAGUGUGAAAUACAAAAAGAUGAGCUUUCUCGCACUUUGACACUGAAAUCGACAGAGACCAAAGACAGCGGAACGUACUCCUGUCAAACUCCAGAUGACAAAGUGGAAUUCAAAGUUCAGGUUAAAGAUUCAGCUUUGAAGUUUGUUGUUCCUUUGAAAGCUGCUACAGUGGAGUUAGGAGGAACACUCAGCCUAAUUUGUGAACUAAAUCAGGCCUCAGGGGAUGUUCUCUGGCAACAUCAGGGCCGUGAAAUUAAACCUGGAAACCGGCACUGUGUCAGAACAGAUGGAGCUAAAAGGAUCCUCACUGUAACAGCAGUCACUAAAGAAGAUGAAGGGGAAUACAGCUGUGUGUGUAAAAAUGACAAGACCUCCGCUAAAGUAACUUCUAAAGCACCAAGACCCGUGAGGUUGACCACUAAACUGAACAACGUCGCCGCAAUGGAGGGAAAGGAUGCCAUUUUUAAAUGUGCAGUCACUCCGGCUGAUGCCAAUGUUCGGUGGUUCCACAACAAUAUGCCCAUCACUGCUGGGCCCAAGUACAAACCUGAGCAUGGAGGUGGAAGCUUUGCACUAACCAUCACCUCAGUCACACAGAAAGAUGCAGGAGAAGUUAGUGUUGAUGCAGAAGGCAAAAGCUACAAAGCAACUCUUCAAGUUCAGCGUGAACCUGUCUCUUUUAAGAAAAAGCUGGAAAAUAUGACAGUGGAAGAAGAGAAUGAAGUAAAACUGGAAGUAGUGCUGAGUAAACCUUCAGAUGAAGUCAAGUGGAUGAAGAACAGUGUUGUUGUGCAGCCCGCAGGAAACAUAGAGAUCCGAGUGGAAGGAGCGAAGCAGGCUCUAAUUUUCAAGAGAGUAACUUAUUCUGACCGUGGGAUAUACUCCUGUGAGACUCUGGAUGACAAGACUCAAGCAAAACUCACUGUUGAGAUGAAGAAGAUUCAGGUAAUAAAAGCUCUAACAGAAACAAAAGCUCAUGAAACGGAGACAGUGACUCUUGAAGUGGAGCUGAGUCAAGCUGAUGUUGAAGGCUCAUGGAGCAGAGAUGGGGCCAAGUUAAAGUCAGGGACAAACUGCCGCAUCACAACCGUGGGAAAAAAGCAUAUCCUGACGCUUUCCAAUCUGAAGAGAGAGGAUUCUGGGACUAUUUCCUUUCAAGCAGAGGGAGUCCAUACCUCAAGCAAACUGAUUGUCACAGAACCUCUUGCUAUGAUCUCCAAACCCAUUAUGGACAUCAAUGUUCCUGAGAAGGAAAAGGCAACAUUUGAAUGUGAAGUGUCUAGAAACAACGCAGAAGUUAAAUGGUUCAAGGAUGAUGUUGAACUGAAGUCAACAAAGAACAUUGCUAUUCAUUCCUUGGGCCGAAAGCGCACAUUAGUUAUCAACAAAUGCACGCCUGAAGAUGGAGGCACUUACAUCUGUCACACAGCUGAUGAUAACACCUCUGCUAAGCUCACUGUGCAAGCCAGAGACAUCAAGAUUAUUAAGAAGCUAGUAGAUGUGGAAGCGGUGGAGAAGGAGAGUGCUUCGUUUAUCUGUGAAAUCUCCCAUGAUGACGUGGAGUACCAGUGGUUCAGAGGAAAUGCUAAAAUUAAAGCCAGCGAAAAUGUCAAGAUGAGACAAGAGGGCAGAACUUAUAUACUGCUGUUUAAAUCUGUAACUCCUGAAGACAUGGGUGAAAUUACAUUUACAGCUGAAAAAGCAUCUUCAGCUGCAAAACUUAAAGUGAAAGAACUGCCUGUCAAGUUUGUGAAGAAACUCAGGGAUAAGAUAGCGAUGUAUAAGCACCGUGCUCAUCUUGAAUGCCAAGUGUCACGUGCCAGUGCAAAAGUGAAGUGGUUCAAGAACAAGAUGGAGAUCAAAGCCAGCAAAAAGUAUGAGAUCAAAGGUGAAGAUGUGUACCGAAAGCUCACCAUCAAUGAUGUGGAUUCUGGUGAUGAAGACAUGUAUACCUGCGAUGCUACAGAUGACAAGACAUCAUGUAAAGUGCUUGUGGAAGAACAGUCUAUCAGUAUUGUCCGGGAACUCAGUUCAGUCGAGGUGACGGAACCCUUUGCAGCUGUUUUUGAAGUUGAAGUCAGUAUGGAAUUAGUGAAACCUCCAAUUUGGACUUUGAAUGGAGUUCCUGUGCAGGAGGGUGUUGAUGUUGAGAUGGAGAAAGAAGGCACCAUGCAUCGUCUCACUUUUAAAAAAACCAAAGCAUCAAUGACUGGACCAGUUCAAUUCACUGCAGGGAAAAGCAAAUCUCUUGCUCAGCUUACAGUCAAAGAGCGCCCACUUGAGAUCACUGAGCAUAUCAAAGAUAUAAAGGCAAAUGAAAAAAGCUCUGCUGCACUUGCUUGCACAUUUUCUGCCACACCUAAAGAAGUGAAGUGGUUCAAAGGUCAGGUUCUUCUGGCAGCAUCAGAUAAAUACAACAUAAGACAAGAUGCUGCGAGGGCUCAACUUACUGUUCAAAAGCUGACUGAAGAAGACAGUGGGGAGUACCGCUGUCAGUCAGGUCCUGCUGAAACCAAAGGGACUCUAACUGUUGAAGUCCGAGAAAUAAAGAUCACCAAGCAUCUAGCUGACACAGAGGUUGAUGAAGACAGCGAUGCAAUGUUCACAUGUGAGAUCAACUACACUGAUGAAGAUGCACAGUGGCUUCUUAAUGAGAAGGUCCUGUUCACCAAUGAGGUGAACACCAUCACACAUGAGGGUAAGGUCCACAAGCUCAGGCUGAAGAACUUAGCGCCUCAGGAUGGGGGAACUAUCACCUUUCAAGUACGCAAAGUGAAAGAAUCUGUCACACUGAAGGUUAAAGAAAAAAGAGCUGUGUUCCUCAAGUCACUAGACGAUGUCACAGGAGAGGAGAAAGGCAUGAUAACUUUGACAUGUGAAGCAAACAAGCCAAGAGUUUCUCCUAUAUGGAGAAAAGAGGAUAAAGUGUUAAAAGCUGGACCAAAAUAUGAGCUCCUUCACACGGGCAAGUCUUUGGGAUUGAUUGUUAAGGAUGUGACCAAGGAAGAUGCUGGAGAAUACAGUUGUGAUCUUGGCACAGAAGUCACAAAGGCAAAGGUCACUGUAAGAGAAAUUGGUAUCGGUAUCACAAAAAAACUGAAAUCUGUUGUGGUGAAUGAAGGAGACACAUGCAGCUUUGAGUGCAUUCUGUCACGCGAGAGCAUUGAUGACUGCUUGUGGUCUGCUAAUGGCAAAGCCAUUAAAAAUGGAGGUCGCUUUAAGAUCUCCAGUCAGGGGCGGAAGUACACUCUGACCCUAAAGGAUGUGACCCCUGCUGAUGCUGGUGAGGUGGUCUUCAGCAUUAAAGACCUGAGCUCCAAAGCAACACUAAAAGUUGAAGGAAAAGCUUCAUCUCUAUCAAAUGGGCUUCAGAAUGUUUCUGUUGUGUGUGGCGAAGACGCUGUUUUUGCCUGUGAGGUUACACAGGCUAGUUUUACUGUAAAGUGGGCCAAAGAUGGAAAAGCCAUCAGAACAAGCAAGAAGUAUGAGAUCAGUCAACAGGAGAAGCUCAUGAAGCUGACCAUUCACACUGUGUCUGCUGAAGAUUCUGGGGAGUACAGCUGUGAAGUUGUUGGAGGUGCAACAACAAGAGCCAAACUGGAAAUUAAGGAACCGAUCCAUAAAUUCACCAAAGUGCUUGAGGACAUCCAAGCAGAUGAGCAGACCUCUGUGACCUUGCGUUGCGAAACGGAACAAACUCCAUCCGCGGUGACGUGGCUGAAAGGCCACACAGAGCUCAGGGCUGAAGGUCAAUACGAGAUGUCCCAGAAGGAGAAGGUCCUAACUCUCAUCAUUAAACACCUGGAGGAGAAGGAUACUGACAUCUACACAUGUGACGUGGGCACUGCUAAAAGCAUGGCAAAGGUGACUGUGAAAGCAUUGCCAUCGACAUUUGUGAAAAAGUUGGAGAGCCAGGAGGCUGAGGAAGGAGCCAGUGUUACUUUGCAUUGUGAGCUCUCCAGACCUGGUGUCUCCGUGGAGUGGAAGAAAGGAACACAGAUUCUGAAGUCUGGAGAGAAGUACCAGAUGAAGCAGAAGGCCUCUGUGAAUGAACUCAUUAUUAACAAAUUGGUGCCAGAAGACAGUGGAGAUUACAGCUGUUUGUCUGGAGACCAGAAGACCACAGCCAACCUCAAGAUCAAGGCCCAAAAAGUGAUCUUCAAACAGAAGUUGGAGAACCAGGAAGCUGAGGAAGGAGCCAGUGUUACUUUACAUUGUGAGCUUUCCAAACCUGGAGUCUCCGUCCAAUGGAAGAAGGGAACACAGGUCCUGAAGUCUGGAGAGAAGUACCAGAUGAAGCAGAAUGCCUCUGUGAAUGAACUCAUUAUAAGCAAGGUGGUGCCAGAAGACAGUGCAGACUACAGCUGUGUCUGUGGAGACCAAAAGACCACAGCCAACCUCAAGAUCAAGGCCCGACCGGUGACCUUCAAACAGAAGUUGGAGAGCCAAGAGGCUGAGGAAGGAGCCAGUGUUACUUUGCGUUGUGAGCUCUCCAAACCUGGAGUCCCUGUGGAGUGGAAGAAGGGAUCACAGGUCCUGAAGUCUGGAGAGAAGUACCAGAUGAAGCAGAAGGCUUCUGUGAAUGAACUUGUUAUUAGCAAACUAUUGCCAGAAGACAGUGGUGACUACAGCUGUGUGUGUACAGACCAGAAGACCUCAGCCAGCCUCAAAAUCAAGGCAGAACCAGCGAUCUUUAAACAGAAGUUGGAGAGCCAGGAGGCUGAAGAGGGAACCGCUGUUACUUUACGCUGUGAGCUCUCUAAAACUGGAAUCCAUGUGGAGUGGAAAAAGGGAACACAGGUCCUGAAGUCUGGAGAGAAGUACCAGAUGAAACAGAAGGCCUCUGUGAAUGAACUCAUUAUUAGCAAAGUGGUACAAGAAGACAGUGGAGACUACAGCUGUGUCUGUGGAGACCAAAAGACCACAGCCACCCUAAAGAUCAAGGCCCGACCGGUGACCUUCAAACAGAAGUUGGAGAGCCAAGAGGCUGAGGAAGGAGCCAGUGUUACUUUGCGUUGUGAGCUCUCCAAACCUGGAGUCCCUGUGGAGUGGAAGAAGGGAUCACAGGUCCUGAAGUCUGGAGAGAAGUACCAGAUGAAGCAGAAGGCUUCUGUGAAUGAACUUGUUAUUAGCAAACUAUUGCCAGAAGACAGUGGUGACUACAGCUGUGUGUGUACAGACCAGAAGACCUCAGCCAGCCUCAAAAUCAAGGCCCAACCAGUGACCUUCAAACAGAAGUUGGAGAGUCGAGAGGCUGAAGAGGGAGCCAGUGUUACUUUGCGUUGUGAACUCUCCAAACCUGGAGUUUCUGUGGAGUGGAAGAAGGGAUCACAGGCUCUGAAGUCUGGAGAGAAGUACCAGAUAAAGCAGAAGGCCUCUGUGAAUGAACUCAUUAUUAACAAAUUGGUGCCAGAAGACAGUGGAGAUUACAGCUGUUUGUGUGGAGACCAGAAGACCACAGCCAACCUAAAGAUCAAGGCUGUGAAGCUGUCUCCGCCUCCUUCUGCUGCUAAACCAGAACCCAAAACUCAGGAGACCAAAGAAAAAAUUGAAGUCAAGGUGAGUGAAGUUAAAAGCAUUGAACAGAAGAAGCAGGAGAUAAAUGAAACUGUAGAAGCUGUGAACCUGCCGUCUACUGGUGAAGCCCCUACACCACAACUACUGAAAGAGAAAAAUCAGAGAAGCUCAAGAGAAUUUGAUAUGGAACAUGAAGUUCUAGGCGAGAAGACUGUUAAACAAGCUGCUCAGAGUGACGAGACCAAAAUCCAGGCACAAGUUGUUCAAGUCGUAUGCAAUAAAGACCUGGAAAGCUGUGUAUCAGAGGAGGGAGCAAGCAUUACUCUGCACUGUGAGCUUUCUAAACCCGGAGUCCCUGUACAGUGGAAGAAAGGGCCUGAAGUCUUGAGUCAUGGAGAAAAGUACCAGUUGAAACAAACUGGAUUACGUUACGAGCUACAGAUCUUUGAUUUGACUCCUCAAGACACAGGAACCUACUCGUGCUGCUCAGAAGACAUAUUAAGCUCUGCAUCUCUUGUUGUGAAUGCCUCCCCGGUGUUUUUCAAACGCGAGUUGGAAUGUCAGACUGUGGAAGAAGGCCAGAGUGCCACAUUACAGUGUGAGCUUUCCAAGUUAGGUGUUUCUUUGGAAUGGAGGAAAGGAGAACUUGGCCUUUGCCCUUGUGGAAAAUAUGAAAUUAGACAAACAGAGAACCUGGCUACUCUAAUAAUCCAUGACGUAGAACUAGAGGACUCUGGAAGUUACACUUGUGACACUGGUGAACAUCAAAGCACCGCAAAUCUGUCUGUGAAGGCCAAACCUGUCCUUUUCAAAACUAAGCUACAAAACCUGGAAAGACAGGAAGGUGAGUCUGUUAGCUUUUGCUGUGAGAUCACCAAACUGGGAGCCAGUGUGGUCUGGAGGUGUGGUGACAAGGUGCUGACAGCCAGUAGCAAAUACCAACUGAAGCAGGAAGGGACUGUGGUCCAGCUUGUUAUCUAUAAGCUGCAGCUAAGCGACGCAGGAGAAUACUCCUGUGAUACAGGCUUCCAGAAGACUUCAGCAACCCUUAAUGUUAAUGCUGCUGAGGUUCUGAUUUUGAAGUUCUUGGAGAGCUGUGUUGUUCAUGAGGGGGAAGAUGUCCACUUUGAGUGUCAGCUUUCUCAUGAGGAGACUCCACAGAUACAGUGGAAACUCCAGGAUGUCCCUCUGCAAAAUAAUGAAAUGAAUCUGAUAAGGUCUGAGGGCCGGGUGCACAGCCUCACACUUAGAGGUGUCACAGCCUCCGACUCUGGAACAGUCACUUUCACUGUAGGAAACCACACCUCCACUGCUUCUCUCACAGUCAGAGUGCCACCAAUAUCCUUUAAAAAGGAGCUGGAAAGCCAAGAGGCCAGAGAGGGAGGAGAGACCACACUGUCCUGUGAGACAUCAAGCCCUGACUGUAAGGUGACUUGGUGGAAGGGCUCAACUGUCCUCUCUCAGGGAGAGAAGUAUACCAUUCAGCAGAGAGCUACCACUCACAGCCUGGUGAUACGCAAGCUGGUCAAGGAGGAUAGUGGUGAAUAUACAUGUGACACAGGAGACAAGAAAUGCACUGCUAGGCUGACUGUUAAAGAGCAUGUUCGCAUUGUCCGUGAGCUCCAUGAUGUUACCGUGACCACUGGUCAGGACGCCAUCUUUGAGGUCGAGCUGUCGCAUGUAGGCAUCACUCAUGGGGAAUGGUGGCUUGGAGACAACCUCCUUCAAAAUAAUGAUCUGAAUCAAAUGAGCGUUCAGGGCAGAGUUCACCGACUGGCUCUGAAGAUGGUAACCACAGAUGAGUCAGGUGAUGUUGCCUUUGUCGUUGGUGAGGAGAAGAGUGUGGCUUGUCUUCUGGUCGAGGAGAAACCCAAAGUGGUAAUAUUAGAGAAACCUCAUAAUGCUGCAGCAGCAGAGGGAGAAACCGUCACACUCAGUUGCUCCAUCUCCGACUCCAAUGCCUCUCUCACGUGGAUGAGGAACAAUGUGCCAAUCCAAGCUGGUAUAAAGUAUGACCUGAAGAAGAACGGUGCUGUGCAUCAGCUCCGAAUUCACAACCUGGUCCCAGAGGAUUCAGGAAUAUACAUCUGUGAUACUGGAGAUGCACAGUGUGAAGUUACUUUAACUGUCCAAGGUGCCCCAGUGUUCUUCAAGAAAGAGCUCAAGAGCCAGGACGCCAUAGAGGGUGAUGAUAUCACUCUACAGUGUGAGGUGUCUAAGCCAGGUGUCCGUGUUGAGUGGAGGAAAGGAGGUAUUGUCCUCCAACCUGGUAAGAAGUAUGAGAUGAAGCAGGAGGGGCGCAUUCAAGAACUCUGUAUUCAUAGCCUGGAACCUGAAGACAGUGGUUACUAUACCUGUGAUGCAGGAGAACAGCUCACUACAGCUUCUUUGGCAGUGCAAGUGAAAGAAGUCUUCAUUGUUACUGGUCUUAAGACCACUGACGUCUUUGUUGGGGAAUGGGCAACGUUCUCCUGCCAGCUUUCUGGUAGGGCGCCUGGUAAGGUGCAGUGGUGGCUGGAUGGCACCUUGCUGGAGAACAACCCCUGUAUUGAUAUAGGGGUGGAACAGGGCUUUAUCCACACACUCACCUUUAAGAACCUGGCUACAGAUGACUCAGGCACUGUCACCUUCAAAACGGGCAACUUAACCUCAUCAGCCAAGCUCUUAGUUAAAGAUCCCAUGGUUGAGGUGGUGAACGAUAUGGAGGACCUUUGGGUGGUUGAAAACCAACCGGCUGAGUUCAUCUGCCAGUUCUCCAGGCCAGUCAAAGCUCAGUGGAGGAAAGAUGGGCAGCUUUUGCAGCCUGAUGGCCGUAGGGUGGUAGUGGAGCAGGACUGGACUGUUGCUCGCUUGUACAUUAACCGUGUUUCCGGUGCUGACACGGGAACGUAUUCCUGUGAGGCAGAGGGUACCUCUGUGGUCGCUUCACUUCAUGUGGAAGCCAAACCCAUUAACAUUGUCCAAGGCCUGGAAAACGUGGAAACAUUUGAUGGGGGCGAAGCAUUGUUCGAGUGUGCCCUUUCUCGCCCUGAGAGCAAAGACUGUCACUGGCUUCUUGAUGGAAAACCAGUGAAGGAAUCACGUAAAGCAGAGAUUGUGUCUUUUGAAAAUGGUCGACGUCAUCUGCUGCUCCUGAAAGAUCUGCAUGACAAAGACAGUUGCACAGUAACAUUUAAAGCUGGAACAACUUCCACCUCUGCCCAGCUCACUGUCAAAGGCUGGAAACUGGAGAUCGUGCAGGGUUUGGAGGACAAAGUGGCUGCUGUAGGAGAGAAGGUUGAGUUUUGUGUUAAGCUUACUGAGGCUGUUCCUGCAGCAGAUGUGACCUGGUACGCUAAUGGAGUUGAACUCAAACCCAGUGACCUCUGGGCCAUGAGGGUUGACGGCAGUUCUUAUUGCCUUGUCCUGAGACAGGCCCCACUCAUGCCCCAACAAGAAAUUACUUUUGCAGCUAGGGAUGCACUUUCUUUGGCCAAGCUAACCAUCAUCACUGUACCUGACCCCCCAGAGGAUCCAGAAGUCCUCCGUAAAACCACAGAGUCUGUCACUCUCUCCUGGUUUACUCCUCUUCAUGAUGGAGGGAGUCCUAUCAUUGGCUACAGAGUGGAAAUGCGACUUGUAGACAGCGCCCUCUGGCUUCCAUGUCAUUCUGAACCUGCUUGCAACACAGAAUUUGUUGUGGAAAAACUGGUGCCUGGGAGUGGCUACAGGUUCAGAGUGGCAGCAAUUAACAAAGCUGGACCUGGAGAGCCUGUUGAGCUUCCUCUGACAGUACAGCUUGAUGUAAAACAGACAAAAGUCAUGGAACAGCCGAGUCUACCUCCCGAGUCUGCUGAGGAAGGGGAACUCCAUGAUCUGUGGGACGCAUCAGCAAAGAAACGUCGCAUGAGCAGAGAGCCCACUCUGGACUCCAUCUCAGAACAGCCUGAGGACAAUAGCAAAGCCGGCAAAAAACAGCAGAAAGAGUCUGUGUCAUCAGAAAAAGUAGAAAUCACAGCAGCGGAGAAAGAGCAGGUCGAUGUGUCCAAGAGACAGACAGAAUCUGUUCAGUCCAUCAGCUCCGAGGAUGAGACUGUUUCUGGCGGCGCUUCGCUUGUGUCUUACCUGAAAAAGAGCAGCAAGACUGAAACAACAGCAACCAGUGAGGCAGAGACUCUAACAGCAGAGAAGUUCUUUGCUCAUUUCCAAAUGGUAGAGCAGAAAACAGUGCAGCAGACUGAAUCAAAAACAAAAAUAAUUCAAAAAGUAGAGGAAAAGCAACUGUCUACUCAGGAGACCAGUAUCAUGGAAAUCACAAAAGAGGAGGAGCCAGAGCUGACAGAUGCUGCCAUCAAGAUUCAAGCUGCCUUUAAGGGUUACAAGGCUCGCAAGGACAUGCGUCCCAUCUUUAAGGAGGUCUUUAAAGACCAAACCAAAGAACCUAAUGACACCAUACAUCUCGAAUGUGUGUCAGAAGGUAAACCAGAAAAGGUGCGCUGGCUGAAGGACGGUGAACCGCUGAUUGACGGCAAACAUCAUCAUAUUGAUAUCUACAAUGAUGGCACCUGCGCUCUGGUCAUUACUGCUAUCACCACAAAAGACACUGGGGUUUACACCUGCGAGGUCACCAACAAGUUUGGAGUGACGUCUCACAGUGCUAAGGUGACAGUGGGAACGGUGAGGGAGUCAUCAGGCCGACGACCCCUGACAAUAGGUUACAGUGCCGACAGUGAACCCGAGAGCUCUUCCGGUAGUGAGAUGGAUGAGUCGCUGAGACAGGCGAGCAGACGCCUGAGGCGCCUUCUUCGCACACGACUCCCACCCGAUGUUGAGGAGGAACCAUUUAUCAGCGCAGACGAGGGCGACUUGCGUCCCCCGGAUCCUCAUUCUUACCGGGAGGAUGAAAAUUACAUCUACAUUUGCUUUGAUUCCCAAUCAGAGGCUGAAAUUGCCUCUAAAAGAUUCCAGGAGAUGUUCACAGUCCAUGGAGUACCCGUAGAGACCGCCAUCAUAGCAGCAGGGACUCACAAAGUAGAGCUGCGAAUUAGAAAGAUGGGCUACAUUCAGGAUGGCACACAGACCCCAACACAGGAUCGACAGCCUCCUGCUUUAUUGACUGGAGCUCCAGCUGCUCCAGUGUUCCUGACGGAGCUACAAAGUCAGGAUGUUCCUGAUGGCUAUCCAGUCAGCUUUGACUGCGUUGUGAUUGGCAAGCCCCCUCCCACUGUUCGCUGGUAUAAGGAUGGCAAGCUGUUGGAGGAAAAUGACCAUUACAUGAUCAAUGAGGACCAAGAGGGCUGUCACCAGCUCAUCAUCACCUCUGUCUUGCCCACUGACAUGGGCGUUUAUCGCUGCACAGCGGAAAACAGCAGUGGGAUUGCCGCCACUAAAGCUGAACUUAGAGUUGACAUGUCGUGCAGCUCAGAUUAUGACACUGCUGCAGAUGCCACUGAGACCUCAUCGUAUGUCAGUGCUAAAGGUUAUGUGUCCAGUAGGGAAACUGAAACAUUUGAAUCCGUAAGUGAAGACGAUCAGCUACCACAAGUUGUGCAUGAACUUCAUGAUGUUCAUGUCAGUUCAGGUUCACCUAUUGCUAAAUUGCAACUCAAAGUAAAAGGGUUUCCUAAACCGAGGGUGUACUGGUUCAAAGAUAGCCAACCUCUCCAACCGUCAGAGAGAAUUCAGCUUUUAGCAGAGAGAGAUCUUCAUGCUGUGGAGAUCCUUGAAGUGAAGAGAGAGGACAUGGGGGAGUACUCUGCUUAUAUCAGCAAUGCGGCUGGUUCUGCUUAUUCCUCUGCCCGUCUGAUAGUACUGAGUCCUGGGGAGAUUAUGCCACAGGAUAAAAAAGAUUCUAAGGAGCCGCUGGUGCCUCCACGCUUCAUUGAGAGGUUCAGCAAUAGGAAGGUGAAACAAGGAGCAAGCAUCACUCUCUCUGUAAAGGUCGAAGGAUCUCCUACUCCCGUGGUCUCCUGGCUGAAGGAGAAAUCAUCAGAGGAUGCCUUGUGGAUUAAACCCGAUACUAAAGGAUACAAAAUAGCCAGCUCUGGUCGCCAGCACAGCCUCAUUCUGAUGGACGUAGACAAAGAGUAUUCUGGCAUCUACACUUGUAUAGCUACAAAUAGAGCAGGGCAGUCGCUCUGCAAUGCUCAGUUUGAGGUGGAUGACACACCACAACUGAAGAAGAAUACUGCAGCUUCAGAGAUCCUUGGGAUUACAGUUCGUCCUCCACAAGAAGAGGCUGGCAGAGGAAGUGAGAGUAAAAUACCCUACUUAGGUGAAGUUGGCACAGAGGAAUUCCUGAUGAAACUCACUUCUCAGAUCACCGAAAUGGUUUCAGCAAAGAUCACACAAGACAGCUUACAGAAUCACGACGUGCUCCAGUGGAUGAAAUCUUGGCCCAAAUCUGCCUCUUCACUACGAGUACCAGGUGUGGACAGUGAUGAUGAGACCAAAACUCCUUCUCCAUCUCCCCAUCACGGUCGCUCUCGUCCACCUUCCCUCAUAGCAGAUUCCUCCUCAGAGUCAGAUGAUGGAGAUGCCAGAGGAGAGAUGUUUGACAUUUAUGUGGCAUCUGCGGACUACAAUCCCACCAUUGCAAGCAAAGACUCCAUCUCUCUCAAAGAGGGACAGUAUGUGGAGGUCUUGGACUCAGCUCAUCCUCUUAAAUGGUUGGUCCGGACCAAACCCACCAAAACAACACCAUCACGACAAGGCUGGGUGUCACCGGCCUACUUAGACAAAAAACUUAAACUCUCAGCGGAUGCAGGAGAACUUCCAGAAACAAGUGUAGAAGAGGUUUCUGAAGGAGAAUAUAAGCGGAAGUUAUUCCAGCUGAUGCAGGACCUGAUAAACGGAGAAUCCGAGUUUAUCAAGGAGGUGGAAUUCUUCACUUCUCACCACAUGAAGCACGCUGACAGCCCGGAUGCUCCACCUGACAUCUGCAGCCAGAAAGAGGCCAUCUUCAGAAAUGUUGAUGACAUCAAGUCCUUCCAUAGCAAGACAUUCCUCCCAAAGUUGCAUGACUGUGACACUGAUGAUGAUGUAGCAAUGUGCUUCCUGAAAAACAAGGAAGGAUUUGAACAUUACCUCCAGUAUCUUGUAGGACAGAGCCAAGCCGAAUCUGCUGUCAGUGACAAAACUAUUCAUCGUUUCUUUAAGGAGUACUCUGAAAAAGAGCAGGCGACUGCAGGCCCUGGGGAUCCUCCAGUUCGAAGCAUAAAUGCCUACCUGCAGCAACCCCUUGAGAGGAUUCAGAAGUACAAGGCCUUCCUUAAGGAUCUCAUCCGAAACAAGGCAAGAAACGGCCAGAACUGCUGCCUCCUGGAAGAGGCGUACGCCAUGGUGUCUGCACUCCCUCAGCGUUCAGAUAACACCCACCAUGUCUCCCUUAUCGAGAACUAUCCUGCUACCCUGGAAGUUCUUGGAGAACCAAUCAGACAGGGACCUUUCCAAGUGUGGGAGGGAGCUCCUGGAAUUAGAACAUCCUCUAGGGGUCACCACCGCCAUGUCUUCCUCUUUAGGAACUACUGUAUCAUUUGCAAACCCAAAAGAGACAGCAACACUGAAACACAGGCAUAUGUUUUUAAGAACAUGAUGAAGCUGAAUAACAUCGAUGUGAACGAAACGGUGGAAGGUGACGACCGGGCCUUUGAGAUCUGGCACGAACGGGAGGACUCUGUGAGAAAAUACACUUUACAGGCCCGAACGGUCAUCAUCAAGAACUCCUGGCUGAGAGACCUCAGGGAGCUGCAGCAGCGCUACAGCAUUACUGCAUGGAGUUCACCUGAUUUUGUAGAAAUUUUGGCAAACUGCACAGCAGAGUUGGGUCAAACAAUUAAACUUGCCUGCAAAGCUACUGGGGUGCCUAAACCUGUAGCUACCUGGUACAAAGAUGGACGAACAGUAGAGGCAGAUCCUCAUCACAUCAUCAUUGAGGACCCUGAUGGCUCCUGCACGCUGAUCCUCGAUAACAUGACUGCAGAUGAUUCCGGCCAGUAUAUGUGCUUUGCAACAAGCCCAGCAGGAAAUGCAAGUACUCUUGGAAAAGUCACUGUUCAAGUGCCUCCUCGUUUUGUAAAUAAAAUGAGAAAUGCUGUCUUUGUUGCUGGUGAAGAUGCUCAGUUCACUUGUGUGAUACAAAGCGCCCCCAACCCAAAAAUAAGAUGGUUUAAAGAUGGCCGACUAUUGACUGACCAGGAGAAGUAUCAGACCUACAGCGAGGUCCGUAGUGGGGUCCUGGUUCUAGUUAUAAAAAACCUGACUGAGAGAGACCUUGGACACUAUGAGUGUGAGCUGUCAAACCGCCUGGGCAGUGCCAAGUGUGCUGCAGAUUUAGUUGUUCCUUCCGCUGUGGUCCGCAGUGGGGAGCAGGCCAUCACCAUUGAAGUUACUGAACAGGAGACUAAACUACCAAAGAAGACCAUUAUAAUCGAGGAGACGAUUACCACUGUUGUGAAGAACCCACGCAUGAGGAGACACAGAUCUCCAGGCUUGACUGUUCCUGGAGCCCACCGCUCUGAGACCUCCACCCCUGAGCCACCUGCAACCAGGCCAAGAAGGAUGCCUACCCCGAGAAAGACCACCAUCCCAACCCUCUAUGUUACUGAGCCCGAGGGGGCUGGAGCCAGGGCAGCGGAGAGCAGGCCCAGGUGGGUUGAAGUGGAGGAGGUCAUCGAGUAUAAGGUCAAUAAGUCUCCCAGACUGCCCAGGAGAAGAGGAAUCUCACCUGCAGGCUCUGAUCGUGCAGCCACCCCCUCCAGACCUAAGAGGUCUCCCCUAGACAACUUGAAUGCUAACAAUUCAAACAACAAGCUGGUGGAGCAGGCGCAGGAACAUCUGAAGGGAGACAUCAACAGCCAGAGCGUCUCCUGGGAGGAAGACGACCCUCAGAUCGCCUCAGGCUCUGCUCCGAGAGAACCACAUGAACUUUCAUCUGUCCUAACACUUGCUGAAGAUGCUGAUGACCAGGAUGAUCAACAAACUGUUAUCUUUGAACCAGAGGAUGAGGACAAUGAGGAGCCUGGACCAAUGGUUCUGAAACAAGGAGAUCGUAUUUUGAACCUGGAAGACUUGGAGGAUUACAUCCCAGGAGAAGGCGAAACCUACGGCUCCUCCAGCUCCUGUCACGUCUCUGAUGAGAAACCCUGUGAGAUUUCUGUCCUUCAGAGGGAGAUCGGGGGGUCCCAAGUGGGACAGCCAGUGCUUCUCAAUGUGGGGCGGCCUGAUAUUGUUCCAAGGCAGAGAAGCGGCUUCUUUGGCCGCUUCAGGGAGCAUCUCUCCAAUAAUCUUUUCCCCUCUGCCUCUCCACAAGGAAGCGGAGCUCGACCCCGAACUGAGAGACAAGUCCCAAUCCAAGUGAGCCAUGCAAAGCUAGAGGUGAAGCCCUCCUACUGCUCCGAGGUGCAGAGAGUAGAGGGCGGGCAGCAGAGCUUUAAAACCAAAGUGUCCACGCAAACCUAUGGCUACACAUCAGUUGGAAAGCCUGUCACUCUUCAAAUUAAAGAGAAGCCCUAUCAAAGCCAGUAAACAUGUUCUAAUUGGUGACACAAAUCCUUAGUCUUAAAUGGAUGCAUUUCUGCUUGCAUGGUUAAAAUAAUCUAACAAAAUAAUAUCUACUACAUUUAACAAACCAUUCCGUUUUGAAGCAGCCAGUCAGAAAAUAGUCUGAUCCUCAGUUGUUUUUGUGGGAUUCAGAGUUUUCUUUAGGCUAGGGAAUGUAGAAACUGCAAAUUGUAGGGAUACAUGUGUCUCUAUAGGCAAGUUUCAGUCUCAUUCUGUAAUUUUAACUGCUGCAUGAUAUGCAGCAUGAAUUGAGUGGACAGAUGGCAAGGAAAUAUGAAGUAACAUUUUACUGUUCAUGAGUUGGAUCUUCGUUUUCAUAGAUGCGCCGUCAUAAAAUCAUUAUAUCUGUAAUAGUAACUCAUCCAAGCAGUGACAUUUUGAACACCUCUGACUUUAUUUCUGGAUUGUCAUUAAAUGCAUAUUAGUGUCAUAUCAAGUUUUUUUUUUACUUUUCAGAAACCUUUUUGUUUCACAGUGUCUAUGAGCUUUGAAACUGAAAAUACUUACAAUGAGCAGUGAAGACUGAGUUUCUGCACUGCUUGCUGUUGUUUAGUUUCAAUCACUGGUGUGCAAUUAAAUUAUAGACAAACUUUGGUGUAGAUGUAUGAAUGAUUCCUUGGUGAGCUUUAGAUUACUUAGUUGUUUUUUUUCAGGUACCAUCGACUAAGCCUUAGUAGUUGAUACCUGAAACAUACGUCCAUACUCUGUCAUCUGCUUUUCUUCUUUCUUUUUUUUUUACAAAGCUUCUUUGACAAAUUUGGGCUUUUUGAUGUUUUGCAGUUGCCUGCUAACUCACAGGGUUUAACAAGGGCGUCCUUUUGUGUGUCAGUGAGAUAUUUAUGAGUGACUGCAUGUAUUUGCUUUGUAAACCAAACGUGUUAAGCAGUACUGGCUUGUAUUUAUGUGACAAUGUUGAAAGACCUGAAAUUCCAGGUCUUCACUACUUUCUUGGAAGACGUUGCUGUGUUUGUGUUUCUAUAUUUAGGUGUCAUCGAUUGGGUAUGGACUAUGAAUGUUAUGAUAUUUUAGGUCUAACAGAUUGUAAUUGCUUGCAAUGUUCAUGUGGAGUUGUGGACAAUAAUGAGGUUGAGCACAAAGUGUUAAAUAAAUGUACAGAAAAUACUUCAGAUUA